Fraxinus pennsylvanica is the source of this 1527-nucleotide messenger RNA. Lineage: Eukaryota; Viridiplantae; Streptophyta; Magnoliopsida; Lamiales; Oleaceae. The record is from the annotation of a GenBank genome assembly.
AUGAGCAGUUCAGUGUCCAACUCCGCCGCCGUUUCUGGUGGCGCCACCGGUAGAAAUGGACUCCCAGAUUACCUUCAAAGUGUGAAGCUUAAGUAUGUGAAACUUGGGUACCAUUACUUGAUGACCCACUUUUGUAAACUCUGUUUAGUCCCUUUAAUGGCCAUUCUGUUCGUUCAAGCAUCACAAAUGAACUAUGAAGAUGUAUACAAUAUUUAUCUCCAUCUCCAGUGUAAUCUUGUUCUCGUCAUUGUUUUUUGUACUAUACUUGUAUUCGGAGUCACCGUCUACAUCCUGACCCGACCCCGACCCGUUUACCUCGUGGAUUACGCCUGUUAUCGUCCUCCCGAUCACCUUCAAGUAAAAUUCAACCGGUUCAUGGAACACUCCAAACUGACAGGUGAUUUUGAUGAAUCCUCUCUCGAGUUUCAGCGCAAAAUCUUGGAACGGUCCGGUCUUGGGGAAGAAACUUAUGUGCCGGAGGCAAUGCAUUAUAUUCCACCGCGGCCCACCAUGGAGGCGGCGCGUGAGGAAGCUAAACAGGUCAUGUUUGGCGCACUCGACAAUCUUUUCAAAUCCACUGGCGUAAAGCCCAAGGACAUUGGCAUUCUUGUAGUGAAUUGCAGCUUGUUCAAUCCAACCCCUUCACUUUCUGCAAUGAUCAUCAAUAACUAUAAAUUACGAGGGAAUAUACGGAGCUUUAACUUAGGUGGAAUGGGCUGCAGUGCUGGAGUUAUCGCCAUUGAUCUUGCUAAAGACAUGCUUCAAGUUCAUAGAAAUACAUACGCAGUCGUUGUGAGUACUGAAAACAUUACGCAGAAUUGGUACUUCGGGAACAAGAAGUCAAUGUUAAUCCCCAAUUGCUUGUUCCGGGUAGGUGGAGCAGCAAUUUUGCUGUCAAACAAACAAUCAGAGAAGAAAAGGGCGAAAUACAAGCUUGUUCAUGUUGUAAGAACGCACAAAGGAGCAGACGAUACAGCCUUCAAAUGUGUGUAUCAAGAACAAGACAAAAAGGGUAAAACUGGAGUCUCAUUAUCAAAAGAUUUGAUGGCAAUUGCUGGAAAUGCAUUAAAAACAAACAUCACAACAUUAGGUCCACUUGUUCUUCCAAUCAGUGAACAAUUCCUCUUUUUUAUAACCCUAAUUGCACGAAAAUUCUUCAAUCCCAAAAUUAAACCCUACAUACCUGAUUUCAAACUCGCCUUCGAUCAUUUCUGCAUACACGCUGGCGGGCGGGCAGUGAUUGAUGAACUGGAGAAGAAUUUGCAGCUCGAUCCAGUUCACGUGGAGGCUUCUCGAAUGACUCUGCACAGAUUUGGUAAUACUUCAUCGAGUUCGAUUUGGUAUGAAUUGGCGUAUAUCGAGGCAAAACGGAGGAUCCGAAGAGGGCAUCGGAUUUGGCAAAUUGCAUUUGGAAGUGGGUUUAAGUGUAAUAGUGCAGUUUGGCAAGCGAUGAGGAACUCGGAGCUUUCUCCAUGGAGUCCUUGGUAUGAUUGCAUUGACAAAUAUCCAGUCCAGAUAGCCAACUGA